AUGUCCUCAAGGCAAAAGUCGUUUUUCGAGCAAGAUCACAGCUCCAAGUCAAAACCGCGAUGGCAGGGUAAUCGCAGCUUCGACAAGAAACCUUCCGCCGACGAGUCCACAAACAGACCUGUUCCACCGACGAAGCCUCCAAUUCACCCUUCGACCGAGGCCAAGUCCAAACUGAAAGCCUUCGAGUUCGCCCGCCACCCCGACAAGGAAAAUCCAACCACUACCACCGCUGCUCCGCUGUCGCCUGUCAAGCAAGCUAUACUUCCAUCUUCACCUCACAAGCUCGCCCAGGAUAGACCUCUACCUUCGACGCCGGCCAUGCGCCUACCUCUUGCUGAUCUCAUCGGAAAUGCCGAGGACGCUUUACGAAGACCCACGCCGCAAGAAGAGUCGCCCGUUGAAGAAAUCGGUUGGAUAGCGAAUAGCUCACAUCCAGACCUGACUCCCCGUCAGAGAAGAAGACGUCCACAGAGUUCAUCGCCCGUCAAUUCUUCUCAAAAUGAUGAUUCUGAUCUCCCCGAUCCUAAGCUACCACAAUCUGCUUUCAAGACUCCGAGAGCCGAUCCAGCCGCCGAAUUGUGGACACGAUAUGCCACUGCCAGGAACCCUGACGAUACGCCCAUUGAGAAACGCAUACCCUCACUCGCCCAUCUUAUGAACGACUCAUCACCUCGAUCAGCUCCUAGAACACCUGGCGGUAGCGUGGGUGGCUUGAGGAGAUGGGCGAGCUGUGGUCUGGAAUUCCCGUCUUCUCGAGUCAAACGACGCCGCGUCAAUGGAAUCUUCCGGGACAACAGCAUUCCUCAAGACCCAGCUGUUGCAAAGCCGCUGUCACGGGUGGGCAUGUUGGUCGAGAAAGUCCAAGAAUCUCUUGCCCACAAGGACAUUCCUUCGAGCUCGUCCCCUUUGCCUGACAAGGGCGAUUUCCCUCGUAUCCACAGGCCCGUGUCAGACCAUCAAAGAUCACAACCAACUUCAGCACGUUCGUCACAGCAGUAUUCGUAUCAGCAUGAUGAUACAGAAUUUGAUGACAAUGACAUUACACUGGAUGCUAUUGCAGAGAUCCAACCGAACAGCACCACUCGGAACAAUUCUUUGACCGACACGACGAUAAUGAAUACUAUCGACGAAGACGACGAUGAGUUUGGAGACGACGACUUUGGAGACGAUCUUGACGAUGAAGAGAUCGAGAAUGCCGUUUCCUUUUUCGAAAGCAGACCUGGUACUUCUAACGGUCAAUUUGAUUCACAACCAAACACUUGUGCUAUCGCGCAGCCCGAACAGCCGCUGCCAACACCAGCACCGCCACCUCAGCAACAGCCACAAACUUUCGAUCUUACUGGCUUCUCUGAUGACGAUGACGACGACGAAUUUGGUGGUUCCGACCUCGAUGAAGAUCAGCUUGUUCAAGCUGAAAUGGAUGCUACUCAGGCGUUGGAAGCGAGUACAAGUGCUAGCUCUGUACGUAUCUCGAAUCUUCCUAGGGGGUAG
Aureobasidium namibiae CBS 147.97 is the source of this 1491-nucleotide messenger RNA. RefSeq lists its product as uncharacterized. The transcript is spliced from 2 exons. Lineage: Eukaryota; Fungi; Ascomycota; Dothideomycetes; Dothideales; Saccotheciaceae. The record is from RefSeq and is a predicted model, not a curated record. Bases 1 to 1491 code for a protein of 496 amino acids.